CUUAGACAUCGCCGAAGUCGCUCGUAAGUGGGUAUGAUUCAUACCUUUAAUACUUUUAACAGAAGGCUUUCGCGACCAUGAAACAUUCUUAACGUCUGUUUCUUAUAUCGUGCUGUUGUUACCUUCUCUUCACAAUUGCCUUAAUUGUCUGAAAAAAGACUUUUUACCCCUAAAUCUUCGAUCAACCUCCACGCUCAUAAUGCUCCAGGACAUCGGGGGCCCUGUACCUCCUAAUACUGACCAUGCAGUCAGUGUAUCACUUCCAACAUGGAAAGCCAGUAUCGGUUAUGAAGAAGGAGAGCCGUGGGUUAUAAGUAAGAUGCAAUGCGGUUACCCUCGAUUCUUCGUACACCCGAUCAUUCAAGAACUUGCGAAAGAGGUCGUGCAAUGCUACGGAAAUCCGAACACGGAGUCCGCCAUGUUGUUUCCUUCCGCCAAAACUGCGCAUAUUUGUCGUUCAUUUAUCCUGUCGAGAUCAUCUGCAGGCGUCUCGCAUAGCGUGCGUGUUGUAGAUUUUAUUCCUUCACCACGUACAAAAGCCGAGUCAGCACACGUCACUUCGUUCUUGUCAAGCGUGAUAUAUCCAAAGGAACUUGGAUCAGUUGCAAAGCAAGUAUGGCAGCAUACGGGCAAUGGUGUGUCAAGCCGUCGAGGUGAAUUCUGUCACAGUGCAUUGAGAGACGGUUUCCUUGUGGAAAAGAAAUCUACUACGACAGAACCUGUAGCCCAGCGGAUAUGUAAGGGCCCGCGAAGAUACCAGGGAAAAGACACAGUAAAUAGUGCUUUUCGGGCUGGUGGGGUACAUCCCUCACCGACAGAGUCGCCGAUGGCCACGGAUGGUGUUCAGGAUGGGCGAGAACACAUCCAAUUCAUCGAAGAGCGUUUUGGCCGGAACUUGAAUACUUCCCUAGCGGACCAAGCUAAAAGAGCUGUGCGCAGACGUAUAGCAGGUGUCCUAAAAGCGGAUGUGGAAUUGAGUGAGGCCCUCAAAAAGACGUCUGGGGAGGGAAGAGUAGCAGGGUUAACAGAAUCUGAUGUGUUCCUUUUUCCCACUGGUAUGAGCUCGAUUUUUAACUCCCAUCAGACGUUGUUAGCCGCCAGAGGUACGAUGAAGAGCAUAUGUUUUGGUUUUCCUUACAUCGACACGUUGAAAACUCUUGAAAAAUGGGGGCCCGGUUGUUUAUUCUAUGGAAAUGGCUCGUCCGAGGACAUUGACGACUUAGAGGCGCGAUUAGACUCUGGGGAGAAGUUCCUCGCAGUCUUCACCGAGUUCCCUGGCAAUCCAUUGCUUAAGUCCCCAGAUCUCAAGCGCAUCCGUUCUCUCGCAGACAAAUACGAUUUUGCAGUGGUUGUGGACGAGACAGUGGGGAAUUUCCUCAACAUCAAUGUGCUGCCUUAUGCCGAUAUUGUGGUCAGCAGUCUAACAAAAAUCUUCAGCGGAGACAGUAACGUCAUGGGGGGUAGUGCUGUGCUCAAUCCACAUGGACGUUACUAUUCAUCUCUCAAAGACACUUUUGCCCGCGACUAUGAGGAUAAUCUUUGGGCUGAAGACGCAAUUUUCUUGGAAAGGAAUAGCCGCGAUUUUGUGUCAAGAAUCGAGAAGAUCAAUAGCACCACCGAAGAGAUUACAGAAAUGUUGAAGGGCUCAUCACUUGUGAAAAACGUCUUCUACCCCAAAUGCAACCCUUCAAGGCCCUUAUACGAAGCCUUUCGCCACCCCAAUGGUGGCUACGGUGGUCUUUUCUCUGUUACUUUCUACUCAACAGCCCAAGCUGUUGCAUUCUUUGAUCACCUGGAAGUCCUCAAAGGCCCCAGUCUCGGUACCAAUUUUACUUUAAGCUCUCCCUACACCUUAUUAGCUCACUACGGUGAGCUAGGAUGGGCAAGCUCUUUUGGCGUAGAAUUUGACCUGGUAAGGAUAAGCGUUGGCUUAGAGGAUGUGUCUGAUCUCCGCUGUCGGUUUCAACGGGCAUUGGAGGCCGUAGCAAAGGUCAAAACGUAGAGAGGGGGCAAUGACUCACUACCGGUAUCCUUCAGGGCUGCAUCUGCUAGGCUCUCGAUAACGCAUGAAUAAUGCUUCAGAUCAAUCCAACGAGAGGUGGGGAGUCAGUGGUCUUGUCACUUUCAACCGAGGUUGAAACAUGCUAUGCCUAAGGCACUGACUUCGCAGCCAGGACAAGGACGCUAUGUUUGAAAGACGUUUGCUAGCAUCAUUCUUAGCAUGCUAUUGGAUAAUAGUUAAACCACUAAGGUUCCAUCAUAAGCCCUCUUUACGUUCAUCUAUUCAUGUUUCAAGUUUCCCCUACAAAGUCAAUGUACAUAAGACAAAAUGUGAGAUAGGGAUACCUUGGGUUGAUUUGGC
This is a messenger RNA of Aspergillus caelatus, 2362 nucleotides long. Its product is annotated as cystathionine gamma-synthase. Gene Ontology annotation, biological process: transsulfuration. Gene Ontology annotation, molecular function: cystathionine gamma-synthase activity; pyridoxal phosphate binding. Lineage: Eukaryota; Fungi; Ascomycota; Eurotiomycetes; Eurotiales; Aspergillaceae. Bases 200 to 2002 code for a protein of 600 amino acids. The transcript is spliced from 5 exons. The record is from RefSeq and is a predicted model, not a curated record.